AAUGGAUAACUCAGAAACAAAAGAAAAUCAAGAAAAAUAAUUUAUUUGUAUUGACCCAAAAUGCGAUUAAUAAAAUAGAUUAUUCAAAUCGAAAAAUGAGAAUCAUCCUCAUAAGUCUCACGAUCAUUAAUUAUACUCUGAAUUCUAAAAACUAAUUCGUGCAUAAUUUCCAUAAUAAAUUAGAGAAUAAAUCAAUCAAUAAUUUAGCAAGGAUGAAUUGAUCAAAGCAAUCCAAACGAGAUCAGUAUAAAUGCAUGAGUCUGUUAAAAAUUUUGAAGAAAAUCUAAUUAAGUAUAUGUAACUCAUUAUGAAUCAUUAGAACUAUCGAAGCAUAUGAUAUUUUGGGGGCUGAUAAAGCUUCUAUUAAUCAAACUUUAAGUUAAUUAAAUGAACAGAAUCCUCCACAACAACUUAAUAUUUAAGGAUUAAUGCAUGUGCUAAAAUUCAAUAAAUUGGGUCCCCAAAAGGUUUUGGAAAAAUGGAAAAGGGAAAACGAAAUCAUCCUCAAAGAACUUAGUACUUAAGCAGAUGCAGCCUUAAAAACUCUAGGGAAUGUAACCAUUUCAAGUUAUAUGCACAUUUAACAUUUAUAAAGCCCAUUGAUUUUAUAAAAGUAAUUCCUAAUUUUAUAUGUAGAAUGCACUUUGCUUGGAGUUAAAACUAUAAGGCAAGUUCUAUUACAAUUAGAGAAGAUGCAGCAUAUGAGAAAGGCAAUUCAAUGGGAUUGAUUUGUAUCCAAUAGAUUUUGGAAAAAGAUUAAGUGCAAAGUCUCACUAUUGAUGUUAAAGAAAGAGCUGGAGUAUCAUAAAUUUGAAUAAAUAGAAUCUUUACAUAGGAGUUGUAGAUAUGAAUGAGAGAAAGUAAAGAGGUAGAAAAGCAUUCAGUUUCCAUGAUUGGAAUGAAUCAGGACAUGGAUUAUAUCUGCUUUAUCAUGGAGGAUGUAGAAGAAUCUCUUUAUAUUAGAUGUUUUUAGUUCGAAUGAUCCAUCAAUAAAUAGUAAAAAGGCUGGCUUUACGUUUGAUUAAAGCGACAAGAUUAUCCUAACUUGGAAUGGCCCUGAGCAUGCUGUCACUAUUCUUAAGGUAGGAAGCAGUCAUGUAAUAAUCAAAAACAUUAUAUAAGCAAUUUACAUUCAAAGUUAAUCCUGAUGGAUAAUAUCAUUUUGCGGCAGGUUUGUUCAAAUGUGAGAUAAGAUUGCUUGAAUGAUUAAUUUAAUUCUAAUGAUU
Paramecium octaurelia is the source of this 1226-nucleotide messenger RNA. The record is from the annotation of a GenBank genome assembly. NCBI's taxonomy places the organism in Eukaryota, Ciliophora, Oligohymenophorea, Peniculida, Parameciidae.